This is a messenger RNA of Trichobilharzia szidati, 364 nucleotides long. The record is from the annotation of a GenBank genome assembly. NCBI's taxonomy places the organism in Eukaryota, Metazoa, Platyhelminthes, Trematoda, Strigeidida, Schistosomatidae.
AUGUUUGAUGUCACACAAAAUCGAAGACUUACAAGCGAAAACCGACAAACUGGUCGAAGAAGCAGCAAAGACAGGACUCCAGGUGAACAUAGACAAGACGGAGGUUAUGAAAAUAACCAACCAACAACAACAACAGCAGCAACAUCCAGCGCCAAUCACCAUCAACGGGAGGGAUUUGAAAGAGGUUACUUCAUUCACUUAUCUAGGGAGCAUUGUCUCAACUACAGGAGGAACGGACGAGGAUGUCAAAUCGAGAAUCGGGAAGGCGAGAAACACAUUCAUCAACCUGAAACCAAUCUGGAAAUCUUCGUCACUCACCAGCAUCAACAACAAAAUUCGGAUUUUCAAUACAAACGUCAAGUCA